Molecule: messenger RNA, 2005 nt
Organism: Pangasianodon hypophthalmus (striped catfish)
Lineage: Eukaryota; Metazoa; Chordata; Actinopteri; Siluriformes; Pangasiidae
Gene: hoxb8a
Product: homeobox B8a
Exons: 2
Coding region: 466-1203 (245 amino acids)
Biological process (GO): regulation of transcription by RNA polymerase II
Cellular component (GO): nucleus
Molecular function (GO): RNA polymerase II transcription regulatory region sequence-specific DNA binding; DNA-binding transcription factor activity, RNA polymerase II-specific
Source: RefSeq, a predicted model, not a curated record
UACCCUCUCCCUUUCUCCUUUACUCUCAUUUUCAUUCUCUGUCUCCCUCCGUACCAGAAGCGCGAGAAGCGGUGGCCGUGUGGGGACGCAAGAAGCCAGAAUAGAAUGAGGAUUCAAUAACAGAUGCAAAUUAUCGUGAAAGGACGCAGCAAAAUAUGACACAUAUCAUUUACAGAGGAGUAAAUUACAGAAAACUGUUUGGGAACUGGCUCCCUGCACCCGAACUGUGAUGCUGGAUCUUCUAAGCGUCGCGUAUUCUUGGAAGCUGAAUAGCCGUGGCUUUAAAGAGGCUGUUUAAAACGGUAUACAAACACAAGUUCUCCCGUUGUUGGACGUUUAUUGUGGUCUUUAUUUAUUUUUGCUUCAGAAUAAUCGGGUGUGGCUAGACUGUCCCAGGCUCACGUACUAACACAAUUCAAUAUAAAACAACCCCCUCAUCAAAAACAGCAUCGACUGCAGCAAAACAUGAGCUCCUAUUUUGUCAACUCCCUCUUCUCCAAAUACAAAAGUGGUGACACACUACGCCCUAAUUAUUACGAGUGCGGUUUUGCGCAGGACCUGGGGACUAGACCCACCGUCGUGUACGGUCCAGGCACAGGAGCAACUUUCCAGCAUGCCCCACAGAUUCAGGAGUUUUACCACCACGGCGCGUCCACGCUCUCGGCUGCACCUUACCAGCAGAGUCCAUGUGCCGUAACCUGCCAUGGCGAACCUGGCAACUUCUAUGGCUACGAUGCUCUCCAAAGGCAAACACUCUUCAGUGCCCAGGACGCCGACUUGGUCCAGUAUAGCGAUUGCAAACUCGCCGCGGGAGGCAUCGGCGACGAGACGGACAACGCGGAGCAGAGUCCUUCUCCUACGCAGCUGUUCCCCUGGAUGCGACCACAAGCUGCCGGACGCAGACGAGGCCGCCAGACCUACAGUCGCUACCAGACACUUGAGCUGGAAAAGGAGUUCCUCUUCAAUCCGUACCUGACACGCAAACGGCGCAUUGAGGUGUCGCAUGCCUUAGGACUGACUGAACGGCAGGUCAAGAUCUGGUUUCAGAACAGACGUAUGAAAUGGAAAAAAGAAAACAACAAGGACAAGUUUCCUAGUAGUAAGUCUGAACAGGAGGCAAUUGAAAAGGAGAAGCGGGAGAAGGAGCAGGCGGCUGGAGCACAGUCAGCAAAAGAAGACUGCGAGAAGGCGAAACAAAUAUAGGACGGAUGAGAGCAGGCAGCAAUCAGGAGCGCGCGGACACACACACAAACACACACACACACACACUUACAUACAUACAUACAGUCAUAUAUAUACUUAAAAUGGACAUCGAGGGGCCGAAGACAAAACAGUUUGGAAGGUUUGUCGAUUUUCAGUCUACGAUGAGUAGAUAGAAAUAGUUGGUGAAAUAGAUGAGCGGUGAUGGAGAAAAUGAACUCUAAAUCUGCGUGAUCAUCGAACUUUAUUAUCACGAAAGACGUGAAGCAUUUCUACCUUUUCCUAAUGUUCAGAGAGUAGGCCUAUUAUAGUGUGUAAAUUAGCCUCCUUACUUCGUGGAAUAAAUAUUGUGAAAACUUGGUUUCUAUUGUUAGAUUUUUGACAUUAACCUUAUCUGGGCAGCUGUAUAGUUCUUAAGUUAAAUGGUGCACUUUUAACUCUUGUCACUUAUAUGUUAUGAUGACGUAUCGACUAAUGACAUCCAACAACAUGAAACUGCCUAUUUAUGCCGUAGCAUAUCUUUUUACACUUACUAAGUUUCUUUCAAAUUGAUGAGAUUUUGUUAUCUUCCUUUCUUGGGUUAAGCAUGCGCACAGUGGAAGAAAUGAAUGAAAAGGAAAUAAAAAGGAUGUAAUGUGACCCAUUGUUUACUGUGAGACAGAUUUUUGUACUGUAUUCGUGCAUUUGUUCAUGGAAACCUGGCAAUAUGCUUUCAUUGUUCUUCACUUUGUUCUAUGGACUAAACCUUGAAGAAGACAAAUAAAGUGGGCACAAUAAAGUUUACAGGCGAGAAUCGACGAUGUGA